Molecule: messenger RNA, 4012 nt
Organism: Corythoichthys intestinalis (scribbled pipefish)
Lineage: Eukaryota; Metazoa; Chordata; Actinopteri; Syngnathiformes; Syngnathidae
Gene: sidt2
Product: SID1 transmembrane family, member 2
Exons: 26
Coding region: 681-3227 (848 amino acids)
Biological process (GO): RNA transport
Cellular component (GO): lysosome; plasma membrane
Molecular function (GO): double-stranded RNA binding; RNA transmembrane transporter activity
Source: RefSeq, a predicted model, not a curated record
AUUAUUUUUGCAAAUACAUUAUGUAAGACCAUGUUUACUUUGCUGUACGCGUAUCAUAUUGUUUUGCGCAAUGAAGUGUGUUUUGAAUAAAGAUGAAGACAAAACGUUCUGUCCUGGCGAGGGCGCUAUUGCUAUCCAAUGUUUGUUUUCCCACGCAGUAAAGGCAAAAAGAGGAUGGCUUCACGCUAAAUCACUUAAACAAAACAAAAAAAAAACAAAAAACGAGAACCCACGACCACGGCACACACCUGGACGGACAACAGUCAUUUAAGAAAUCAAACUGAGUUGCUGGAUUACUUAAACGACAUCUUUGUCUUCAACCUCGAGAUCCAAACAUGGAGCUGCUGACUAGCCAUCUGUGCUAACAGUAGCACAACAACUGAACAGUCUGUAAGGAUUCGCCUAUUUGUCUGAUAGAGUAUAAUAUUGUGACUUGACAGGGGACAGCGUGUGUCCCAGUUGUCCUUAGGAGGGGGGCAACUAUAAUGUUGUCGUCAGUGUUUCGAUGCUAGCACUUGAUAUUUUGGGUCAAAACUGGACCUGACACAGUUUUCACAGUCAACCUGUUUACAUGGGAGUCAUUUGAAUUUGAAUGGAGUGGCGUGGCACAGUUCAUUUCACAGUUUAAUCACGGAACUGUGGUCUCGCUGCCGGCUUCAAGGACGAAGUUGAGAAACAAAAUGCUGCUCGGGAGUCUCUGGAAAUCUCGAUAUAAAACUACUUUUGGAACUGCUGCUGGAUUCCUGCUGUUUUUGUGUGUGGCCCUGUUGGCUAGCGGUAGCGGUGCUCUGGGCGAAACCAAAAACGUGAUCCAGAAAGACGGAGAGUUUGAUGUUACCUACAACGACACAGUUACGAGUGAAAAUCAGACCAUCUAUGCUUUCAAUCACACCGUCUCCAGAACCAAGACCGAAGGCGUACGUGUAUCCGUCGAUGUCCUGUCGCAGAACCACAAAAGUCCCAUCCUGUUUGUGGUGCGACAGAAGCAAGCUGUGCUCUCCUUUCAGGUCCCCCUCAUCCUCAGAGGCCUAUACCAGAGAAAGUACCCGUACAAUCAUUUAGGCCGCACAUUAUGCCAGCCUCCGACACGGGCUGCAUCAGAGACCCAGUACUUCUUUGUGGAUGUGUCAACACUUUCCAGCCAGGGUACUAACUACCAGCUUAGAGUCAGCCGAGUUGAAAGCUUUACAUUGCAGACAGACACAACAUUCAGCUUCACUGCAUCGCCGUCUCAACCUCAGUACUUCAAGUAUGUAUUUCCUGAAGGGGUGGACACUGUGAUUGUGAAGGUCAGCUCAGACAUGAAUUUUCCCUGCUCUGUUAUGUCCAUCCAGGACAUCCAGUGCCCUGUUUAUGACCUCGACAACAACGUAGCCUUCAUUGGGAUGUAUCAGACUAUGACCAAAAAAGGUGCCAUCACAGUGCAGAGAAAAGAUUUCCCUAGCAACAGUUUUUAUGUGGUGGUAGUGGUAAAAACAGAAGACGAGGCCUGUGGUGGACCAUUGCGCUUCUACCCAUUACGCCCAGAUGAGCUGAUCGAUGCCGGUAACCGCAGCAAAACCCUCAAUGUUGUGGUCUCCCCGGCUAUAAAAUCGGAGGUAUAUGUGAUGGGCAUGCUGUUUUGUCUGGGUAUUUUCCUAUCUUUCUACCUGCUCACUCUACUGGUGGCCUGUCUGGAGAAGAAACGAGCCAAGAGGAGGGAAACUUUCCAGAAUAUUGUUGACACAUCACCUGCUGAGACAGCUUCUCUGCUUGGGAAAAACACAGAUGGCAAGAUUGCAGCUUCACCUAAUGAAUAUGGCUCCCUUGACAGCACCGUCAGUUCAGAAGCAAUCACUGAAAGUGCUCCCUCAAUAGACAGUGCCACUUCAGCUGACAACUACAUGGAGCGGUCUGGUUGGAAAAAUAUCGGAAGAACAAGACAGGAGUCAUUGAGCUCCAUAGAGGAGGAUGACUAUGACACACUGGAUGACAUCGACUCAGACAAAAACAUUGUUCGCACGAAGAAGUACCUUUGUGUGUCUGACCUGUCGCGCAAAGACAAGAGGGUGCUGAGCAAGAAAUAUCAAAUCUACUUCUGGAACAUCGCUACCAUUGCUGUGUUCUAUGCUUUACCAGUUGUCCAGCUGGUCAUUACAUAUCAAACGGUUGUCAAUGUCACCGGGAAUCAGGAUAUCUGCUACUACAACUUUAUGUGUGCCCACCCUCUGGGGGCACUAAGUGCUUUCAACAAUAUCCUCAGCAAUCUGGGCUACGUGAUGCUGGGCCUCCUCUUCCUCCUCAUCGUUCUGAAGAGAGACAUCGUCCAUAAUCGAGCCCUAGCCUGUAGUGAAGUCAAUGCGCUGGAAUGUGGCAUUCCAAAGCACUUCGGUCUCUUCUAUGCUAUGGGCACUGCUUUAAUGAUGGAGGGCCUACUCAGCGCCUGCUACCAUGUUUGCCCCAACUACACCAACUUCCAGUUUGACACAUCCUUCAUGUAUAUGAUUGCUGGUCUGUGUAUGCUGAAGCUGUACCAGAAACGACACCCUGACAUCAAUGCCAGUGCUUACACCGCUUAUGCCUGCCUGGCAGCAGUCAUCUUCUUCUCAGUGCUUGGAGUGGUGUUCGGGAGAGGAAACACUGGGUUUUGGAUCGUUUUCUCAGUCAUCCACAUAUUGGCCACACUUCUCCUCAGCACGCAGCUAUACUACAUGGGCAGGUGGAGGCUUGACUCGGGCAUUCUGCGCAGGAUGGUUUAUGUGGUCUACACAGAUUGCAUCAGACAGUGCACCGGCCCCAUGUACAUUGAUCGCAUGGUUCUGCUUGUGAUGGGGAACAUAGUAAACUGGUCCCUGGCUGCCUACGGUCUGAUUGAGAGACCUAACGACUUUGCAUCCUACCUGUUGGCAAUCGCCAUUUGUAACCUUCUCCUGUACUUUGCCUUCUACAUCAUUAUGAAGCUACGCAGCGGAGAAAGAAUCCAGUGUCUGGCACUGGUGGCUAUUGUCUUCACAGCUGUGGUGUGGGCCUUUGCGCUUUAUUUCUUCUUCCAGGGUCUCAGCACAUGGCAGAAAACACCGGCAGAAUCACGCGAGCACAACAGAGACUGCAUCCUCCUUUCCUUCUUUGAUGACCACGACAUUUGGCACUUUCUCUCUUCUAUUGCCAUGUUUGGAUCCUUCCUGGUUUUGCUCACAAUGGAUGAUGACCUCGACACUGUCCAGAGGGACAAGAUCUACGUUUUCUAGAUCGAACCGACUUGUGAAACUUUCCUCAUUUGCCUUACUGUCCUAUUCUGGUGCGUCCAUGUCAAAAAAACUGAACCAGUAGCCUUCCUGGCCGUCAAUUGUGCACGGCCUUUUCAGCUGCUCAGGGCAGGGUAAUGUCACCCCCUCCCUCCAAUCAGCAGUUAACUGAUGAACAUUUUUUCUCAUCUCGCUGCCAUGAAUAAUCUUACUGUUGUACUUAAUGUUUACCGUCCGCAUUUAAGAUCCUACUGCAGCUUGAAUCCAUUGAUUAUUUAUUGUUCACAAAGUAUUGAAACAGUUGACUGAAAAUGAAUGUUUAUACGCUCUGUGUAUUUGUCAAAGUGUUUUUAUAAAACAGCAAAGGCAUCAGUGUUGUGAUUUUGUGAGUCACAAAGCCAGCCAGUCAAUGCAAAUAUAUUGCCAUCAUGAAUGACAUGAUUGUAUCAGAUUUUUUGUUGUUGUUGUUGGCACAGACAAAAGGCAAUGUCACCUACAUGGCAAUCAGCAGUGAAUAAAAGUUCCUUGUUAGAAAUGCAGCCCAUUAUUUAUUUUGCACUACAAUAUAUGGUAGAAUAAACUCCCCAUAUCCAUAUUGUAAUGCCACACUUUUCUGAUGGGAAACAAUUGACCAAUUACCCCAGUUGGGAGUGAGGAACUUUUGGGACUGAGACAAUGUGCUUGUACUGUGCAAUUAAACUGGGAAAUGCUUGGAUUGGCUGUGUUUGAAAGCUCAGGUUAAACAGCACACCAACAUUAAAAGUAGGUGUUUUUAAGCUUUUGCUGGC